UUCCCCCGGGUGGAGGGAGGGGAAGGGAAGGAAGGGAAAAGAAGGGCCGCCUCCCCGAGGUGCCGCUCCUCCCCACCGCGUCCGGCAGACGCCAGGUGCAGGCGGAGGCAGCGGGACCGAGGGACGGCGCGGGCAGUGGAGACCGGCAAGCUUACAUUACAUAGACUUUUCCAAAAUGAUUUCCUCAAAUGAAUAUGGGUCUCACUCCUGGGAGCUCUUGGUGACAGUUGAUCAUCAGCAUGAAGAGGUACAAAAGGAAUUUUUACUACGGGUCACAGGGGACCUUCAUAUUGGAGGAGUGAUGCUGAAAUUAGUAGAACAAAUCAAAAUACCACAAGAUUGGUCAGACUAUGCUCUUUGGUGGGAGCAAAAAAAAUGUUGGCUUCUGAAAACGCACUGGACGCUGGAUAAAUGCGGGGUGCAGGCAGAUGCUAAGCUGUUCUUCACUACUCAGCACAAAAUGCUGCGGCUCCGCUUGCCAAACAUGAAGACCGUGAGACUGAAAGUCAGCUUCUCUUCUAUGGUGUUCAGAGCUGUCAGCGACAUCUGCAAAAUUAUCAAUAUUAGACGGUCGGAAGAACUCUCUUUGUUGAAGCAAUCGGAAGACACGCUCAAAAAGAAAAAGAAAAAAGACAAGAAUAGCAAAGAACCAGUUACAGAAGAUAUUUUAAACCUGUGUGACUCUCCAGUGAGUUCUGGAUUAUCAGGAAGUCCAGGUUUAUAUAGUAAAACCAUGACGCCCGUUUAUGAUCCCAUCAGUGGGACGCCGGCUUCUUCUACCAUUACGUGGUUCAGCGACAGUCCCUUGACGGAGCAGAACUGCAGCGUCCUCGCCUCCAGUCACCCUGGCUGCUCUCCAGAGACACUCGCAGAGAUGUACCAGCCUCGCUCUCUGGCUGACAAAGCCAAACUCAAUGCAGGCUGGCUAGAUUCAUCACGAUCACUUAUGGAACAAGGCAUUCUGGAGGACGAUCAACUUCUUUUACGCUUUAAAUAUUACACUUUCUUUGAUUUGAAUCCAAAAUAUGAUGCAGUGCGAAUAAACCAAAUAUACGAACAAGCCCGCUGGGCCAUCCUGUUAGAAGAAAUUGACUGCACGGAGGAAGAAAUGCUGAUCUUUGCCGCGCUACAGUAUCAUGUAAGCAAGUUAUCAUUAUCGUCAGAGGCACAAGAUUUCACCUGUGAAUCAGAGGUAGAUGAAGUAGAAGCUGCACUUUCUAACCUGGAAGUGACACUGGAAGGUGGCAACACAAAUAACAUUUUGGAGGACAUCACAGACAUCCCGAAACUUGCUGAUAAUCUCAGGCUAGUUAGGCCCAGGAAGCUGUCACUCAAAACUAUCAAGCCAUAUUGGUUCGUCUUUAAAGACACUUCAGUAUCUUAUUUUAAAAACAAAGAAUCCGCACAGGGAGAACCUAUUGAGAAACUAAACCUAAAAGGCUGUGAAGUUGUACCAGAUGUAAAUGUUGCAGCGAAGAAGUUUGGAAUCAAAUUGCUAAUUCCUGUUGCUGAUGGCAUGAAUGAAGUAUAUUUAAGAUGCGAAAAUGAGAAUCAAUACGCCCGGUGGAUGGCUGCUUGUGUUUUGGCCUCCAAAGGCAAAACAAUGGCCGACAGCUCUUACCACCCUGAGGUCCACAAGAUCCUCUCGUUUCUAAAGAUGAAGAACUGGACCAUGUCUCCCCAGGCUGUCUCUGAUCCAGAAAGCAUAGAUAUGAAACCAGAAUGCUUCGUCUCCCCACGCUAUACCAAAAAAUACAAGUCCAAGCAGCUGGCCACUCGUAUUCUGGAAGCCCACCAAAACGUCUCCCAGAUGACGCUGGUGGAGGCCAAGCUGCGCUUUAUCCAAGCAUGGCAGUCCCUCCCCGAGUUUGGCUUAUCCUACUACAUCGUAAGGUUUAAAGGAAGCAAGAAGGAUGAUGUACUUGGGGUGUCCUAUAACAGGCUGAUCCGAAUAGACAUGGCCACAGGAGAUCCCAUCACAACGUGGAGGUUUUCCAACAUGAAGCAGUGGAAUGUGAACUGGGAAAUCCGCCAGAUGCUGCUUAUUUCUGUUCCUGAUUUUACCGUACAUAUUCUCCUUAGGUUGCAAUUGAGUUUGAUCAGAAUGUCUUUAUCGCUUUCACGUGUCUGAGCGCAGACUGCAAAAUCAUCCAUGAGUAUAUUGGGGGCUACAUCUUCUUGUCAACGCGUUCCAAAGACCAGAAUGAAACACUGGACGAAGAUCUGUUUCAUAAAUUAACGGGAGGUCAGGAAUGAGAUGAAGGAAACUCUCUUCCCUCUCCCCACAGCUAAGAAGACCAAAGAUCAAAUGAAAAAUCAACUGCUGGCUAAUAAAUAUUGUACAUGGUUAAUUCAUCUUGUAAUAUGACUGGACUCUUUACAGUUUUUGUUAAAUAUUGAAGCCAAAGUCACUGGAUGCAGUAUGGCAAGUCCAUCAACAUUCUGAAAAUUAAAUCAGCUUUGUUUGCCUUUUGUACAGCUGGAAGUUUUUAAAUAAACAGUGUCUAGCCAUUGAGCAUUUUUUAA
Columba livia (rock pigeon) is the source of this 2526-nucleotide messenger RNA. It is a transcript of the gene FERMT1, whose product is annotated as FERM domain containing kindlin 1. Lineage: Eukaryota; Metazoa; Chordata; Aves; Columbiformes; Columbidae. The record is from RefSeq and is a predicted model, not a curated record. The coding region runs from base 176 to 2131 and encodes 651 amino acids. Gene Ontology annotation, cellular component: focal adhesion. Gene Ontology annotation, molecular function: integrin binding. The transcript is spliced from 15 exons. Gene Ontology annotation, biological process: integrin-mediated signaling pathway; cell-matrix adhesion.